GAGAUUCAAGAGAAGCUCCAGUAGCAGAUGAACCCACUGAGUACUGAGACGGGCAAGGGUUUAAGAUUAGGGUUUAUGUUUCCUGGUUGAAUUCCCGAUUAGCACCAUUUUCGUAGUUACUGGUUGGCAAAGGAGAGAAGAGAGGAUAACGAAGGCGCGGAGAUGAGAAAGUUACAGGUCUCGUUGUCGUUGAGUCAAACGCAGAAGAUACGACUGGACAAAGCUCUCGAGAAGCUCCAGUCCUGCACCACCAACCCCAACGCAUCCGUCAUCGUUGCCGAUUCCAUCCCUGUCAACUACGAAGAUGCCUUCCUCAAAGGACUUGGAACUGCUGACCACAACGGUGAAGUGGUGGCUACAGUCUGUGGAGUAGUAGAGCGUGUGAACAAGCUCGUUUAUGUACGGGCCUUACGAGCCAGGUACAAGCCUGAGGUUGGAGAUAUCGUGGUAGGACGGGUUCUGGAGAUUGCUCAAAAGCGAUGGAGACUGGAGAUUAAUUUCAACCAGGAUGCAGUUUUGAUGCUUUCUUCGAUGAACUUGCCAGAUGGUAUCCAGAGGCGGCGAACUGCUCUAGAUGAACUCAACAUGCGCAAUAUUUUUGAAGAGAAUGAUGUUGUGUGUGCUGAAGUUCGUAAUGUCCACAAUGAUGGCAGCUUGCAGCUCCAAGCAAGAAGUCGAAAAUAUGGAAAGCUUGAGAAGGGUCAGUUGCUAAAGGUUGAUCCUUAUCUAGUGAAGAAAAGCAAGCAACAUUUCCAUCAUCUCGAGCAAUAUGGAGUUGACCUUAUACUUGGAUGCAAUGGAUAUAUAUGGGUCGGUGAACAUGUGGAAGUUAGAGAUAGUAUGGUGGAGGAUCAAAUCAGUGACGUUGAACGUCAGAAGAUCACAGCAAACAAAAAUUCUACUAGUCUUGAGGAACAAGAGCUAAUAUAUACCCCACUAGAGAUGAGACAGAACAUAUGCAGAAUUGCAAAUGCUAUCCGAGUGCUAUCUAACUUAGGGUUUACGUUGAUUGUUGAAGUGAUAAUGGACACAGUUAAUGCGAGCAACACAAAGAAUAUUGAAAUACACGACAUGCUUGGAUCAGAGUUCCAUGUCGUAGUUGCAGAGAGAGAGGCUGAUCGGAGAAUCUCAUUGACAAAGAGAAAAAAGUGAAACUGCCAUUCCGAGUCUGUAAUAAAUUAUGAACGUAGAGUAACUAUUCUUCUGUAGCCCCCCCGAAUGAAAAAGAGGAUUAUCUAUACUCCCAGAUGUGCGCUCUGAAAUAUAAUAGUUGUUUGCUUGUUUUAUCCAAA
Molecule: messenger RNA, 1292 nt
Organism: Carica papaya (papaya)
Lineage: Eukaryota; Viridiplantae; Streptophyta; Magnoliopsida; Brassicales; Caricaceae
Gene: RRP4
Product: ribosomal RNA processing 4
Biological process (GO): exonucleolytic trimming to generate mature 3'-end of 5.8S rRNA from tricistronic rRNA transcript (SSU-rRNA, 5.8S rRNA, LSU-rRNA); CUT catabolic process; TRAMP-dependent tRNA surveillance pathway
Cellular component (GO): nuclear exosome (RNase complex); cytoplasmic exosome (RNase complex)
Molecular function (GO): RNA binding
Source: RefSeq, a predicted model, not a curated record